CUACCUGAGGCAGGCAACCUUCCUAGCAGGGAGAUGGCAUACCCAUACAUGAGGAAAGUAGGCACUGGCCUGACUGGUAUGAUGAAAGUGGAUCACCCUCAAAAGAGGUUAACAAUAAUAUAUGAUAAACUUUUACAAACUCUCGUCAAACUUCCAGCACAAAGUGUGUAUCGCCAGCAUACUGAACCAAUGUACCGUCAAAAGCUCGCCCUUGUAAAAUCAAUAGAGGAUGUUAAAGAGUUGGAAGCAAAGUUGGGAGAUACUCAUGUUGAGGAGUCUCUGCUUUCUGCAGAAAGAGAGCUUAUGUUAUCUAGGAAUAUGUUAAAGUGGAAACCAUGGGAACCAUUAGUAGGAGAGGCACCAAAGAAUCAGUGGACUUGGCCACCCAACUAAAAAACUGAAAUGCCUUUUUUAAUGUUAAAUUAGAUUUGCAUUGUUCCACAUCUGUUAGAAAUAAAUAAUAAAAUGAUACACUACAGAA
Saccostrea cuccullata (small rock oyster) is the source of this 481-nucleotide messenger RNA. Its product is annotated as NADH dehydrogenase [ubiquinone] 1 alpha subcomplex subunit 5-like. Bases 34 to 393 code for a protein of 119 amino acids. Lineage: Eukaryota; Metazoa; Mollusca; Bivalvia; Ostreida; Ostreidae. The record is from RefSeq and is a predicted model, not a curated record. Gene Ontology annotation, biological process: respiratory electron transport chain. The transcript has a single exon.